This is a messenger RNA of Psylliodes chrysocephalus, 438 nucleotides long. Lineage: Eukaryota; Metazoa; Arthropoda; Insecta; Coleoptera; Chrysomelidae. The record is from the annotation of a GenBank genome assembly.
AUGUUUCUCUUUAUUGAAAAGAAAAUACGUGAAGGUUUAAGUCAGGUCUGCUCAAAAAGAAGAGCCCAUACAAGCAACAAGUACUUACCCUACUAUGUGUCAAACCCGUCCAACUAUUUGAUGCACUAUGAUGUUAACAAUCAGUAUGGAUGGGCGAUGUCGCAAUAUCUACCUUAUGGAGAUUUCAAAUGGGUGGAUACUAAUAUUGAUAUUAUGUCAAUACAUGAUCAUUCCCCUGAAGGGUAUAUUUUAGAAGUUGACUUAGAAUAUCCGAAAGAACUUCACAAUGUUCAUCAGGAUUUACCCUUUUUACCUGAACAUCUUAAUCCUGCAACUUUGAGACCAUGUGCGAAGAAAUUUAAAUUAAUGGCAACAUUACAAAACAAAGACAAAUACGUGAUCUACUAUAGAAAUUUAAAACAGGCAAUAAAAUAUUGA